Messenger RNA from Phlebotomus papatasi, 1417 nucleotides. RefSeq lists its product as uncharacterized. The record is from RefSeq and is a predicted model, not a curated record. Bases 629 to 1351 code for a protein of 240 amino acids. Gene Ontology annotation, molecular function: N-acetyltransferase activity. Lineage: Eukaryota; Metazoa; Arthropoda; Insecta; Diptera; Psychodidae. The transcript has 2 exons.
UGAGUCGAUAAUGUGGCAAAACAGGGGUUUUCACUGGGAGCAAUAGAGAGCGUCAGGCACUAGGCUGCGCUUCAGGAUGCCCUAAUAUACCAGUGAGGAAGAGAGAGAUGCCUAUACUCACUUACUUCUCGUGUUUUAAGUUCACCACAAGAUUGCUUUGGGGAACGGGAGUCGAGAUACUCCAAAGAGGCAGAUAAACGUUUACUCAAACAAGGUCUAUUAUAGGCAUUUGUGGCGUUCUUCCGAAGUAUAUGACCAAUUUAAAACAAUGCUUGCUGUCGCUCAAUAUCCCUUCUUUUAGGCCGAAUCUUGCCCCCUAAAGACCCGGCACAACAAUAUAUAUAUAUUGAAACUGCUCUAUCUUUGUGUUUAUAGAUAACGCAUAGUUUUCGUGUAUUUCUUGUCUGAUAAAGACUCAGAAAAUUACAUUUUUAAUAUUUAUAACUCCAUGGAGAUUCUUCUCAGUUAUCAAAAAUUUGUGUGAGGUGCUGUGUUCAAAACAAUAAAUAGACCUGAACAAGAACACAUUAGUACAAAAGCGCUGUACAAAAUAAAUUUUAUAUCAAUUUUUUAUGUGAAAGGUUGAUUAAUUCUAAAACAGGAAAUAAAAGUAGUGAAAGUUCCUAAAAUGUCCUGGAAAAGACCUGAAAGUGUGGCAUUUCCCCAAGUUUGGAUGACAUUUGAGGCAAAAGAUCCUGAGACGGGAAAAUCUGUUCAAUACAGAAUCCAGGAUUUACCUGAAGAUCGCUUCCAGGAAGCUGUACAUCUCAUAAAAACCAUUUUCGUUCGAGAUGAAGCCAUGUGCAAAUCUUUAGAUUGCAUUAAUGAUCCGGUUGUUGAAAGAAAAUCGACGGAUAUGUUGGAGGAGGACAUAGCACAAAAAACAUCAUUGGUUUGCUUUAAAGAAGGUUCAGAUGAAAUUUGUGGCCUUAACGUCUUAAGAGUCCACGAGAAAGAUGCAAAAGAAGAAGAAAGAAAAAUUUCUGAUAAGAAGACCCAAGAAAUGUUUAAGACUUUUGCAUUUAUUGAGAAAAAUGCUGAUCUUUAUUAUCGAUAUGAAGUGGAUAAGUACCUCCAUGCAUUUACUCUUCUUGUUCUUCCUAAAUAUCGGGGUAUAGGCCUGUCAACGGAAAUCCUUAAAGCCAGUAUUCCUUUCUGUAGGGCUCUAGGACUGAAAAUUACUGCUGGAAUUUUUACCGGAACUGCAUCCCAGAGAUCAGCCGCAAAAGCUGGAUUUGUGGAAGACUAUUCCGUGCUUUAUGAAGAUCUUGCCAAGUAUGAACCUUACGUGCUGUUUCCUAACAUUACAGCUACAUCAGUAAAAUUUAUGAGCCUACAUGUUCCGGAUUAAGUCUUUAUCAGGUUCUAUGUUAAUGAAGUUGAAUUAGUCAGUAAAAAAUAAAUGAAAUUUGCAAUU